AUGAUUCCCGUACUCCUGAUCCAAGCUCUGCUCUCCAGCGCCCUCUGGAGUCCCGCGAGGACAACAGCCAUCGUCAGCUUUUCUCCCUACCCUCUCUUCACAAUGGAGUCACUCAGCGGUGCCACUGAAACUGAAGACCCUAAACAAGCCUCCACUGUUCCCCCUGAUCAGGACCCAGAGACCAAUGUAAUUGAUCCGAUCACAGAUGGUGGGAGUCGAGCGAGUUCCCAGAUCGCCGUGACAUCUGCGGCAACCUCUUACUUUAAUGGGGUGGGUGGAGCGGGAAGCAAGAAGAACCUUCUGGAACCAGGGGCCACCACCACCACCACCAGUGCCAUUGGAUCCAGACAACAGGUGGCACUGGAAUUGUUCAGUGCUCCAAACACAGGGCAUACCUCCCCGGCUAUGGGUGUUUCCAGGGAGGAAAACCGUACUACCCAUCUGGUUCCAUUUUCUGCAACUAACAAAGGCCUUGCAAUUGGCGACCGCUUAGAUCCUGCCUUCUCAAAUGCACCAAAGGGAAACAGCACCGAUACUGAGCGACGCUGCUUCUGUAAAAUUCCAGGAGCCGAAGGACAAAAGAGAGACCAAGGUGAAAAAGAGAAUGCGGAUGUGCUGAGACUUGCCAGGAGAAGAGGAGAACUGCGGUCUUUGGUCGACGUCAGACAAGACAGAACAGCGGAAAGGGGGGAUUCCAGAUCCAGGGCCGCUGUAGGUAGACCAGUGUCCCCUCAUCAGGCAGAACAAUAUGGUGGCUCUACAGAUUUUUCUUUUCCAAGAGGUGACAAAGGCGAGGUUGGGAGCCCUGGCCCCAUAGGAAUUCCGGGGCCAAAGGGAGACACAGGGGAACAUGGAGAACCAGGUCCAAAAGGGGACACUGGACAGAAAGGUGAUCCUGGGGAGAAAGGAGAAAGAGGCAUAGCAGCAGCUGCAGGCAUGUGGAACAUGCACUGGUGGUGUGCUGUCUUGGCAGUGGUAACCACUGUUGCUAAACUGAGCACAGAGGGCAAAAGUACCCCAUCGCCCAAGUUCACGAAGAUAAAAGUGGCUGGCAUGGAAGACGCUGACGGCCUUGGUGCUUCCGAUGCUUCACCCACUGAAGACAACCAUUUCACUGAACCAGCAGAGACAAGCGACUCCACCAUGGAGCUGUCCACUCCAAACUACGCCUUCCGAACAGCCACCACUCUCUUCCCUUUUGAAAACUUCACCCUCGACUCAUCCGACUUCUUCUUUAACUGCUGUGAUUGCUGUGCUGCCACCCCAGGGGAGAAGGGCGAACCCGGAGAGCGAGGAUUGCCAGGUCUGAAAGGAGAGGCGGGAGAAAAAGGACUUCAGGGUCUACCAGGAAGUCCUGGACUACAAGGUGCGAGAGGAUUCAAAGGAGACAAAGGAGAUAAAGGAGAACAUGGAGCCCAAGGAGCAAAUGGAAUCCCGGGAUUUCCAGGCAAGACAGGAGAACAAGGUGAAAUGGGAUUCAAAGGAGACAAAGGAAACUAUGGCCUGCCCGGCGCCAAGGGGCAAAAGGGCAAUAAGGGCGAACUGUGUGAGAACGGCACCAAAGGAGAGAAGGGAGAUAAAGGGGAGCUGGGAUUGCCAGGGAUCGAUGGGGAAAAUGGGGAGAAGGGAGAAAAGGGGGAGCUUGGGGAAAAGGGCUACUGUGGAGAUCCUGGAGAUAAGGGCGAUAGGGGAGAACGGGGGGAGAUUGGGCCCAAAGGGGACAAAGGUGUCAAAGGAGACAUGGGGGUCGAGGGUAUCCAUGGGAUGGAUGGGCAGAAGGGAGAAAAAGGCGACCAAGGUUUUAGGGGGGACAAAGGUGACCCAGGGCCAAUUGGGAUAAUGGGACCCCCAGGGGUGAAAGGAGCGGCCGGCUUCAAAGGAAUCAGGGGACCACCUGGGAAGAAAGGCGCCAAAGGUCCGAAGGGGUCAAAGGGCGAGGUCUCAAGCCCCCCCAGAUCAGCUUUCAGUGUUGGCCUGUCCAAGCCUUUCCCACCUCCUAACACACCUAUUAAGUUUGACAAGAUUCUGUACAAUGACCAGGAAGAUUACAAUCCCUCAACGGGGAAAUUUAAUUGCACCAUCGCUGGGGCUUAUAUCUUCUCCUACCACAUGACCAUCCGAGGGCGGCCUGCCCGCAUCAGCAUUGUGUGCCAAAACAGGAAGAUGGUCAGGUCUCGGGAGACCUUGUAUGGGCAAGAGAUAGACCAGGCUUCCUUCCUAACCAUUCUGAAAUUAAACAUAGGGGAUCAAGUUUGGCUUGAGGUCACGCGAGACUGGAACGGGGUUUAUGUUAGUGCUGAAGAUGACAGCAUAUUUUCUGGUUUCCUCUUAUAUCCUGAUGAAAUGCUUGACACCUUACUAUAA
Molecule: messenger RNA, 2364 nt
Organism: Zootoca vivipara (common lizard)
Lineage: Eukaryota; Metazoa; Chordata; Lepidosauria; Squamata; Lacertidae
Source: RefSeq, a predicted model, not a curated record